Molecule: messenger RNA, 1111 nt
Organism: Daphnia magna
Lineage: Eukaryota; Metazoa; Arthropoda; Branchiopoda; Diplostraca; Daphniidae
Product: mucin-5AC
Exons: 2
Coding region: 76-897 (273 amino acids)
Source: RefSeq, a predicted model, not a curated record
AAUAAAAUCACUGUGUCUUUCAGACUCUUUGCCAAUUCAGUCGCAUAAAAUAGAAUCCAUUUUUUUUUCUCUAAGAUGUUAAAAAUGUUUGUACUUUUAGCUUUGGCUGGUUUGCUGUCAUCCGCUUGGGCUAGUAUCAAUCUCCAUGACGGACCAUUGUUAGCUGGAGAGACCUCUUUCACCUUUGAGGUAACCACUUCAACAUUUGAGAAGAAAACGACUUGCUACGUUACAUCCGGCGUAGUGUCGCAAUGUCGACGAAAGCGCGGCAUGGAAGAGAAACCCGAAGUCAUCGAAUCGUACGAUAAUUUAGAGAUUGCACCAUCAGCCGUUCUCGGAAUUCAACCUACUCCUGUUCCUCGUGCCAUCCAUCGCUUGUAUCCGGAGAGAGUCUCCAGUUCUUUCGAUGAUACGUAUUUCAAAUCUCAGAACAUUUUCCGACAACUUGCUGCUAAGGGUCAUAGCAAUAAAAUCACAGUUGGCGAUUGCGGUCUAUCCACCGUCAAUCUCAGCCAGUUCCUCGCCUGCCUGGGCAUGACUGUUCAAGAGACCACAACAUUGACGGCCACUUUUACAGAAACCAAAACCGUGUCCAAGGGUUACACCAUAAUGACCAUCGCCGGUUGUUUGCCAGUACGUUUCCCCUACAUUUCUUGUACUGCGGUUCAGGAUGGUCCCUCUACCAGCAGCAUUGAGCCAACUACCUCUGAGACGACAACUGGAACUAUUUCCGUUGAGCCAACUACCUCUGAGACAACAACUGGAACUACUUCCAUGGAGCCAACUACCUCUGAGACGACAACUGUAACUACUUCCGUGGAGACAACUACAAUUACAACCGAUGAUCCGUCCACCGUUACUUCCACUAGCCCAACCAGCACUACAACACCACCAUAAGCCUUCGUGAUGAAGCUUGAAAAUUACGACAUCAGAUUUCAUGGAUCACAAACAAAAACUGAAGAACUUGACUUCGAAAAUUUUGGAAUUGGGGAUUUUAUUCGAUUUCUAAUUUAAAUUUUUCAUUCUUUCUUAAAUGAUUUAAGCAGUGCUUGUUAUUUAAAUUUUUCUCUGUCCCUAUACUACAUAAUAUUAAACAGUUUUUGGUCUGAAA